AGAAGCAGAGAGCUAGCAGGAAUACACACAGAUUCAACCUGGAGAAAAUGAAGACCUCAACUAUUUGCACUUCUGACAAGACAAGAUGAGGAAUUCUCUGCUCGCGGCUAUCUUCUUCCUGGCAACAGAUUCCUGCAACUGCAUAGACUUGGAUUUUCCAUUUUGUCAGCAGCUCCCGGAUUGGGACAAUGAAUUGGUAUGCUACAAAGAGUUAAAUGACGAUCUAACCUGCACCUGGCUGCCAGUACCCAGUGCUCCGAACACGGUUAAUUAUACCAUAUUCUUAAAAUGGGACAGAAUACCAAAACUUUUUCAACGCAACACAUCAUCAUCCUCCAUCACAAUAGGAAGAAGGAAUCUCUACAUGAAGCGAUCUGCAGCUAUUUGGAUAGCAGUGAAUUACGCCCAUGACAGCUGUGUGAAAGGAAAGAACAUUUCAGUUAUACCAAGUGAAGCAGGCAAGUGUUUGACACCAUCUAACAUAAAUGCUCAUCAGAUCACAAAACAAUUGAUAAUAAAGUGGGACCUGCCUGCAAUUCCUACACCAUAUGAGCUGAGGUACAGAGAAGCACUCACAGAAUCUACUCAGUGGACGCUGGUGCCUGUAGAAAGCAAUGCUGUCAAUGUCACCAUUUCGAACUUAAAUGCUAUGACUUCAUACAUUGUUCAGCUCAGAUGCAUAGCCAGUGAUGGUCUCCACUGUGUUUGUGUUUGGAGUAAAGAGGUUUUGGUCCCUCACAAACUCAUGAACAGGCCAAGAAUAUCAUAUAAUGCAACUACUGAAAUCUCUCCAGGCAGAAGAAGUGUUCUUCUGAAGUGGGAGGUAACACAAAGUGAGAACAUCCUUGGAUAUUAUGUGAAUGUGGAAAGAAUACCCAACAGUUGCAUGAAUUCAUCAGAUCGCAUCUUUCUAAAGGAUAGAAAAGUUCUUCUAAAUGUCUCCAUGGCUUGUUAUAGGGUAAAUAUUUCUGCCUAUAACAAAGCAGGAGAAUCUCCACAAGCCAUCUACAUUGUCCCAGACUUCUCUGCAACAGACUUGCCUGGCCAAAUCCAUGUCAAACACCAGGGAAGUAAUGCAGUUGUCACCUGGACUCCAGAAUACAAUCCAAAAUGUUUUGUGGUUGACUGGGGCUCUGGUAAAGAGGAUAUGCACAUGAAAAUAGUAACUACAGCUACUGGAAAUUUCACCCUAGACAAUUGUCAGCCAUAUAAGUUGUACAAAAUAAUGAUACAUGCAUCUGAUGUGUGUCAGUGUGAAAGUUUCACAAGACAUGAAAAGACUUUUGGAGUGACCCACUUUUACUCAGUUGAAGGAGUUCCUAGGACAGGUCCUGCUAAUGUGACAGUUCUGAAUAUCACAAAGCAUUCUGCACUUGUGAAGUGGACCGAAAUAGCUGCUGAAGACCGUUUGGGAUUUCUCCAGGGGUACAGGAUCAGCUACACAGAUUCAUCAGGGAAGAAGUCUCUGGCUGUUACUCUCAAUUCUUCUACAACAAGUUACCAUCUUACUGGACUGAAGGAAAAAAACAUCUACUGUGUGCAGAUUUCAGGAUUCACUAAUGCUGGCGAAGGACCUCUGACUCUUUCAGAACCUUUCAGCACUCCAAAAUAUGAUAAAGGAGAAUUUGAAGGGUUUGUGACUUGCCUUUGCUUUAGCAUGAUGUUCGUUCUGGUUUUUGCACCUCUCACUUGUUCUCUGGUGCUUAAAAGGCUGAAAAUAUCAUGCUGGCCCAGUGUACCAAGUCCAAGAAACAGCAGUGUACUCCAAGAUAUGACUAAUUGGAAACCUGUUUCAAGGUCACUGCUUCAGGCCCUGUCAGACAAUGAUACCAUCAGCCUUUAUGUCAUAGAGCAUGAGUCAAAGACUACUUUGAAGCUGGACCUCUUUACAGAUGGUGGAGAAGACAGCAAAUGUGACCCUUGCCAGUCAGAAGAACCUAGCAAUAACAUAGACAUAAGCCUUAGGCAUGAAGAAAUCCCUGAAGAAGCAGUUACAAGUGAAGAAGAAGGAAUAAUUUCCAUUAUAGUACCACUCUUGAGUGACUACACCAGCAUGGAGUUCAGCCAGAAAGCCCUGAUGAGCCUGACAGUGAAGCUGCCUGCAAGAGCUUCUCAUCCUUGUCUGGAAAUGGAGUUAAGCAGUAAGCCAGCACAAACUGAGCAUCAGGUUUUGUUUGCUCCCCAAGACUACCUGAAACAAAGUCAGGUAGUAUUUUUGCCAUCUGGACCAACUUUGAUGGGACAAGUCAAUUCGAAGUGAAGUAUCUUCAUAAUUUCACGUACCAUAAAAAUCAAGUUC
Molecule: messenger RNA, 2299 nt
Organism: Athene cunicularia (burrowing owl)
Lineage: Eukaryota; Metazoa; Chordata; Aves; Strigiformes; Strigidae
Product: interleukin-31 receptor subunit alpha-like
Exons: 16
Coding region: 86-2260 (724 amino acids)
Biological process (GO): cytokine-mediated signaling pathway
Cellular component (GO): signaling receptor complex; membrane; external side of plasma membrane
Molecular function (GO): cytokine receptor activity; cytokine binding
Source: RefSeq, a predicted model, not a curated record